Messenger RNA from Branchiostoma floridae (Florida lancelet), 1079 nucleotides. Its product is annotated as fibrinogen-like protein 1. The record is from RefSeq and is a predicted model, not a curated record. Bases 1 to 837 code for a protein of 278 amino acids. The transcript has 2 exons. NCBI's taxonomy places the organism in Eukaryota, Metazoa, Chordata, Leptocardii, Amphioxiformes, Branchiostomatidae.
AUGUACUGCAGACUGAGGCUCGUGAUUUUUUGGUGUAUCGUAUUACCUGGAUGUCUAACUUACAUCGACGUAUUUACAGAUGCAAGUCUGAUCCAGCAUGUGGAUGUUGGCGUCCUGAGGAACGACCCUCCCCCAGCCGCGGCUAACUUCGAGGACUGCUCUGAGCUCUAUCCCCUACUCUACUGGACCAACACUGUGCAUGAUGGGGUCUAUCCUAUCAAACCACGAUCUUCAACCGACCACUUUGACGUCUUCUGUGACAUGACUACAGAUGGUGGGGGCUGGACUGUCAUACAGAAGAGGUUUAGUGGGAGACUCAACUUUGAUAGGUACUGGGCAGACUACAACAAAGGGUUUGGGAAUGUCGAGGGGGAACACUGGCUUGGACUGGAUAAGAUUCACAACCUGACAGCCCAGAAUAGCUAUGAGUUAUAUGUGGAGUUAGGAGACUUCGAAGGAAACUUUGCACACGCUAGAUAUGAUACCUUCAACAUUGGGGAUGAGAGUACAGAUUAUACACUGCACAUUGGGGGGUACAGUGGGGAUGCUGGGGACUCUUUGGAGCACUACCAUAAUGGGAUGAAAUUCAGUGCUAGAGAUGCGGAUAGGGACAAUGAUGUGGGUACUUACCACUGUGCUCAGUUCCAUUCAGGCGGCUGGUGGUAUAAUGCUUGUGCUGCGUCUUCCCUGAACGGCCCCUACUACCAGCCAGGGGAGUAUCAUGGUUCUGACACAGGGUAUGGCAUGUGGUGGUAUGCCUGGAAACAUGAACACUUCUACACACUGAAAACCACCAAGAUGAUGGUGCGGCCUCGAAACUAUAACCGCAAUCUGUGACUUUACAGCUGAUCAUACAAAGCUUUAGAAUUUACCAUAUGCAUGGCCCAUGCAACAGUUCUGUAUCAAUAUGAUUAGUAAAGACUACAAGUUUAUACAUACAUUGUACAUGAAUGUACUGAUGUACGUUAGAUGAAAAUGGAAUAUCAUGAUAACUGGUGAAUACAAAGAAUAUUGUUGUGACAUUAAGUGGCUCUGUGAUAUUUACAUAUUCGACUUUUCAAAUGCACUGCUUUAUCUUG